This is a messenger RNA of Necator americanus (New World hookworm), 234 nucleotides long. RefSeq lists its product as uncharacterized. The transcript is spliced from 3 exons. The record is from RefSeq and is a predicted model, not a curated record. Gene Ontology annotation, molecular function: serine-type endopeptidase inhibitor activity. Lineage: Eukaryota; Metazoa; Nematoda; Chromadorea; Rhabditida; Ancylostomatidae. Bases 1 to 234 code for a protein of 77 amino acids.
AUGAAAGUGCUGUUGAUUUUCACCAUUUGCUUCGUUUUCGCAAUCCGAUCACAAAAACGUCCUAUUUGUGAGCUGCCCAUCAAGCCUGGACCUUGUUCGGCCUCUAUUCCUCGCUACGCCUUCUCCCCAAAAGAAGGAAAAUGCGUGGAGUUCACUUUUGGAGGUUGUCACGGGAACUUCAACAACUUCGUCACAGAAAAAACAUGCGUAGAAACAUGUGUAGGAAAGCCUUGA